CUCUGUUAAAGAAUAAUUUGCUCUUUAAGUACUCAUGUCUAAUCCUACAUUUUCAAUAUUGUAUUCAACUGCUAAGGAAUGAAUUGGGGUUAUUAAAAGCAGCUUUGUAUAUGGGGAAUAGUGGUUAGGGGACUGAUGUGGGUGUAAAAAGCAGCGGGGAAGAAUAUUGAAGACACUGUUUUGAAGAAUGCCUCUUUUCCUCAGAAGGAAACUGCUGUUCUUCAGUGAGGGGGAAAAGGGCAUGAGAAUGCUUUAUUGAAUGAAAAAAGAUAAGGUGCAAAAUAGCAUAAUGAGAGAAGAAUUAUUGUAGGCUAAAUACUCUUCUCUAAAAAUACCACCAGCAAGAUUCUCACUCACAUAAGAAGUGGAAGGGAUAUUGCAAAAGAAUGAAGCUACUACUCGUGGAAAAAGGGAGCUUGUUCUAUAUUUGUAUCAACUUAUUCCUCUUUGUACUGUUAACACAACUGCACUAUCCAAUCCAAUAUUGAAGUCUUAACCAAUUUUUUUUUUUGUAAAUAAGCAAACAAAAUAAGGGACACUCUGAAAGAGAAAACAAAAGGGAUGGGUGAGUUUAACUUUUUACUCUGGAGUUGAGCUCUAAAGCUGAGUUGAAAAGUCCUACCUCUGAGGGUGGAAUCCAAGCAAGGAGGGCCAGUGGGAAGGGCACUGGUUUGAAACUUAGGAACCCUGAGUUCCAUUCCUUUCUUGGGCCCAGACUUCAUAGGGGAUCUUGGGCACAUCAUUUAGGCCUACUUGACAGAUGGGGAAUUGAAGUACAGACAGACUUGGGGCCAGAUCCUCAAAGGUAUUUACUCAGCUAACUACCAUCAAAAUCAGUGGAAGUUAAAUAUGUAUUGCUGAGGACUAGGGUUUAGUCUCUGUCCCUCAGUUGCCCAUCUCUUAAAUGGGAAUAUUUCUUCCCUACGUUCCAGCUGUGUUGAGAGGAUAAACACAUUAAAAUGUGUGACAUGCCCAGAUACUCAUAAUGGGGGGCUAUUUUAAAGCGUUUUUUUAAUGGAAGAGGACCACUUAGUAGAUUGGCAGAUGGUUUUCUAGGGAAACAGCUGAGAUGGAUUAUUAUGCAAUUGUUGUCUCGAAAUAAGUAAGUUUUGACAUUGCCUUCUCCUUUCAGACUGCAGAGAUACAAUCAGACAUCCAUUUAGCUGUGAUUGUCCUAGUAAAAAUAUUGUCUGAUACAUUGGUGUUAAAAGAAACAAAAUUGGAUGGGUCUUUCACAGUGAUGCUAUACAGGUUUCUCUGUGAUAGGCAGGUGCCUGAGGAAAAUGUUGCUAGGAUAAUUGUCUAGGGUUGAACUCAUGGUGAGGAAUCACAAUACAAUUAUAAAAUCUUCUAUAAGGUGAAUCAGUCAGCUGUGUGAGGAAGAAUGGCUGCCACCAGAAAUGACUUUCCGCAUGUGAAAAAAAAAAUGUCACAGGAGUUGAGUUGUCCCAAAAGACCUUUCAUCAACUUUAGAAGGACCCUUUAUCUUGCAACACAGGUGCCUCUACGGGGUGGUUUCAAUGUUAAAAAUAUGACAAAGUGUUUUAAGAUACUAAGUGGCCUCCUUUCCCUUUUGGCCAUCAAAGUAGGAAAAAUGGUACUGGUAUUUCUGGACCAAUAAACAAAAGAAGCCCCUGGGCUUUGAGACAGGCACUAAUUGAACUAGAUUCUGGGUAAUAAACUGCCUAACACCUUUCUUGUCAGAGUACUAAAGACAAUAUUGUCACACAACAACUAUACCAGCAAGCAAAAACAGCCUGGUGACAUUGUGGCACUGACCAAAAAGAGGCACCAAAAUAAAGAAAAAAUGUAUGAGUGUGUCAAAAGAAAGCACAGCGGCAGAGCACCAAAAACAGUGCUUAGCCCUAAAGACUAGUGCUAUCUCCCACUGCAGCGGACACUGAAGUAAUGACACAAUGCUGUCAAAAAUCUAUAAAAUCAUACUGAAAUCGAUUAGAAGACAAAGCUAUUAGUAAGAAAAGAAUACCCCAAAAAAGUUGGUCAGGAUCUGCUGAAGAGGUGAAAGAGUGGCUCCUGAGGUGCAGGCUUGUCCUGAAAGCUAUUGCAUUACAGUAAAGAAGAAAUUGAAAGGUCAAAGACAACAGGUAUACUCUGCUGCAGCUAACACGACAGCCAACAGAGGCCUGUCUGACUUGCACUCUUUGCAGCUACUGCUGCCCUAAACAGAGCUGUAUGUGCAAUGUAGUUGUUGUAGCUGUGUGAGAAUUCCAGCAAUAGGAUGUUAAAGGGACAUGGUGGGUGAGGUAAUGUCUUAUAAUAGACCAACUUUUGUGUGUGUGAGAGAGAGACAAGCUUUCAAGCCCCAACUGAAGAAGAGCUGUGUGGCUUGAGAGCUUGUCACAGAAGUAAAUUGAUCCAAUAAAUUAACCCACCUUGGCUCUAGGUAACACUAGGGAAACUCCGCCAGUCUCACACGAAGAGGCUAAAACUCAAGUGUGAGUAUCCUGUACCGACCGUAUCUUUAGAGAAAAAUCGUAACUUUAAUGCAUGCUUACUAACAGCAUACAAAAAGGGCUUCAAGCGAGGGAAUGCCAAGAUCACCCGUGUGCGUUUCUUCAACUACCUCUAUGGGAUCGACUUUUUUUUUUUUUUUUUUUUAAAGGCAGAAUCUAUUGAUUUCAGCGGGGCUAGCUGUCUAAAAAGUGGUAUGGGAGGCCGUGAGCUAUUCCUGCGCAAUUCCAAUCUGAGCUAGCCGGGUCAAAGAAAGGGCACGGUGUGGGCGACGGAAGGCUGCACGGUGCCCACACAUCAUAGGAAAAGGCUCCGUAAAUCACUUGCCUGCCUCUGUCUCUCCUCUAGCUCGCCAAUCUUUGGGGGGAGGGGCCGUCUCGAGAUCCGUCCUGUGGCCCUGAACAGCUGGGAUAACGCCUAAACGGGGCCAGCGGGGCUUGAGGUGCUGGCCUGAGCCCGAGCCUCGGGGGGGGGAGGGACCCAGCCGCUGUUGGGUCCUCCCCGCUGGUCGCCGGAAGACGCUACAGGAGGGGCGCGCCGCACUCCCAGCUCACCCCCCGCCCUUUGCACGCGCCGUCCUCCUCCUCCCCCUUCGCCGGCACGGGGAGGGCUCGGAGCAUGCGCUUUGGGGACUAUCUGUCUUGAGGCCCUGUUCCAUCAAAGAGGCGGGGCCCGCUUCUUCCCACAUUGCACCGCGCCAGCAGCGCGCGCGGCUGCGAGCCGACUUGCGUCCUGUUUUUGGCUGCCUGUGCUAUGGCGGUCGCGCUGCUGGGCCGGGCCCUGGCCGCUUUUCCCAGCGCCCGGCACGUUCUCAGAUGCAGCACUACAUACUCAGUGGAGAAGUGGUUUUCAAAACAGAUCAGUUCCGAUAAUCCUCCAAAGCGACCCUUAACAGCCUACUUUCGUUUUGUAAAAGAUCAGCAGCCCGUUUUUAGGAAACAAAAUCCCGAUGUGAGCGUUUUGGAGAUAGCAAAAAAAAUUGCAUAUGCUUGGAAAGAGUUACCAGUGUCAGAGAAACAAACAUAUGAAGCAGCUGCAAAGGUAGAAAGGCAAGCAUACAAAGAAGAGCUGGCCACAUACAAAGCACAGUUAAGUCCAGCUCAGAUAGUAGCUUUGAAAGAAGAAAGGAGACAAAAACGGGCAAAAAGAAAAGCAAUGAGGAAAAAGAGGGAAUUAACAGUGCUUGGAAAGCCUAAAAGACCUCGUACUGGCUUUAACAUUUUUAUGUCUGAACACUUCCAAGAAGCUAAGGGAGUUUCAGUUCAGGCAAAGAUGAAGAAUUUAUUUGGAGAAUGGCAAGAUCUAUCCAGUUCUCAAAAGCAGACAUAUCUACAGCUUGCUGAAGAUGACAAGGUUCGGUAUGAAAAUGAAAUGAAGUCAUGGGAGGAGCAAAUGGUUGAUGUUGGACGUGAAGAUCUGAUACGUUACAAAAACAGAAGACUCAAAAAGUCAAGAGUUGCAACAGAGAAGAAAACUGUAAAAAAGGUUAUUUCAAAAAAGAGAGUUAAAACUAUAAAGAUUCAAAGAACUAAAGAUUCUUCAUUGCCAGAAGUUAGGGCAAAAUUAAAAACAAGUUCUGAAGAAUAAAGCUGGUAAAUGUUUUUUAUAUUUAAUUACUUGAUUGCUAUGACUUUAUUCUGCUUGUAAGUGUUAGUGCUUGUGCUAAGUGCAUUGAAUUUUUUGGGGGAAAAAAUGGUUUGUAUAAGAUAUAUUUAAAAAAAAAAUUGGGUAAGAGGGAUUUGAAUCUCUCUCAAUUAUCCAGAGAAAUGAUCUCUGCAGGUGUAGCAUAGUCUGUAUAAACAUAAUCAACAUUAAUCAAGCUGUGAAUACUUUUGAUACUAACUGAUCGUGAUGGGAAGAACAUUCUUGAGCCCACAAUAAUGCAGACAAGUUAGUUUUUGUAACUUAUUCAAUAUUUUAAUGAAAGCAACCAUAUUCUACAAUCUUACCUUCUCGAUGUUGUAACGAAUUAGGAGGUGAAACUUGAAUUUACAACAGAGGUAUGUUCUGUUCCCUCCCUAAUGUUAACAGCGCAUGCAUUAGCUGGAAAUAAAUGUCUAGGUGUGUA
Messenger RNA from Dermochelys coriacea (leatherback sea turtle), 4540 nucleotides. RefSeq names its product transcription factor A, mitochondrial (gene TFAM). Bases 3226 to 4059 code for a protein of 277 amino acids. Gene Ontology annotation, molecular function: transcription cis-regulatory region binding. The transcript has 7 exons. NCBI's taxonomy places the organism in Eukaryota, Metazoa, Chordata, Testudines, Dermochelyidae. The record is from RefSeq and is a predicted model, not a curated record.